GUGAGUCGAUCACACUACACCCUGGAUGUUAUAGCUAAUGAAACAUCUUUCCAGGCACACAGGGUGAAAAUGGUACACUUCAGGGUACAACUUUUAAUCUCACAGGAGCAGUGUUGCUAGUUGGAGCUUGUUGCACAGAGCCUGGGUCGUUGACAUGGCAGUGGACGCGGCCUCCAGUUUUACUUUCUGUCGCCCUGCAGUGGAAUACAGGGCUCUUCCAGAAGACUUUAAGUACCAGUUAAACCGCUGCGCAAGUGGAAACCUGACCUGGCAUGAGGGGCAAAACCGCAAAACAGCAGGUGGUCGCAUGGUCAAACUACUACAGCAGCCUGGAACCGAGGGACUGCAGUUACGUUCAGGUGACUCUUACUCUGUUUACCACACCAGUCCCACGUUACCGUCUCUCUCCAGGCCAGUGGUUCUGUGGUCUCAGCAGGAUGUAUGCAGAUGGCUGAAGAAACACUGUCCACACAACUACUUGACAUACGUGGAGGCCUUCUCCCACCAUGCUAUUACAGGUCGUGCUCUGUUGAGACUGAAUGGUGAGAAAUUAGAAAGGAUGGGUUUGGUGCAAGAAACCCUGAGACAAGAGCUUCUCCAGCAGGUUCUACAACUACAAAUACAAGAGGAAGGGCGUAACUUACAGCUACGUAGUAGAGGGCUAUCUGGAAACUUGUCAUAGCUUCAGCCAUGCGUGUGGCAGUUCACCCAGGCUGGGUGCACUCAGGUUGAGGCCAGAAAUAUUUGACUGGAGCUGUCAGGGUCUGGGACACUUUGAGACACGGGGACAACUUUCAGUUAUACUGUUCUACCCCCAUAUUCUUUUUACGCUUAAGAAAUCUCAGACCAGAUGAGACUUAAGGAGCUUUCCUACAUGACUGUUGAUUUACUGCAUCUACCCUGUAUCUGCUUCAAAAUGCAAACAUGCAAUGCAAAGGAAUCCUGAAUCCUUAUAUCUGAGUUGGACCCAGUGUGGUGUACUAAAGCUCCCUGCAGAUGACUCAAUUUAAAUUCUGCAAGACAUUCUACAAUGAUCUGGAUGAGUGAUAAUCUUAACACACCAUACAAAAGCAUUUUUCCACAGAAAAUAGGUUUACAAACAAUUUUCCUCUGGAAUAUGACCUUGCCAGACAUGCCCUCAAACGGAAGACUGUGGUAUUAAUUUUCACCAUUAACCAACAUCUUAUGGAGCUUUGUGUUUCUUGCCACAGUCGCCUUCGGCUUGCUCACUGGGGUUCUAAAUACAAUUAUUAUUUAAUUAUUUAUUUUUAUUCAAAAUUUACAAUCAUAUUUAAUCAAACUACACAUUGAUGACUCUUAAGACUUUAUAGAUAUUACAGUUUCAUUUUCUGUUAAUGCAUGAUUUUCUGUAAAGCUGCUUUGAAACGAUGUGUGUUGUGAAAAAAGCGCUAUACAAAUACAAAUGACUUGUGGUAUUAUAUAAGCAAAAUGUAAUUGGUAGAAUUCCUGCAGGAAUCAUUCUACAUGAGAGAUACACCUUAAACACUCAAACCUGGAUUUCUAAUGUGAACUCAUUCACAAUUUUGAAGCCCAUAGUAUAUGGCAUUAGGAUGUACAGUUCUUAAAGGGAGCUUAGAAUAUUUUUGUCUUGUAGCAUUUAGAUACUUUUUUAACUUAAGUUGAUUCAGUUUCUGGGAACUAAGCGAUAAAAUGUGUCAGAACUUGUUCCCCACAUGACGAUGACAACAGCAUUGACAUUGAAAUGAUGAGUAACUUUGGCUACAAAAGGCUGUGAUUAUGCUGUGUAAAUUACAAACCUCUGAGAAUGGCAGAUGACAGAUUAAAGUUAAGGCAAACAGAUGACGUGCUGCAUCAUUGUAAUCUAAAAAAAAGACUCAGGUCUGGACAUGCCAGAGAACCUUUAAAAUAACCCACCGUACAUCAAAAUGUCAAGAUGACACAGUGUGACAUUGCAAGCUGUAUGAGACACAAAAACUGUGUAAAACUGUAUUUUGAUGUGUUAUUUUGUGCAAAGAGCUUGAGUGUGUUUUAUUUAAUGAUGAUUAAAAUAAUGAUAUGGGUCUCAUUCCUCACACUAUUUGAAUUGUUAAGUGUAGUAAAACUAUGACUCAUCUUUUGAUAGCAUUAGACCUGAAAAUGAAUUUUCUGUCAGGGUGAGGGCAGUGGGAAGUGCAUUUUAUUGCUUUCAGGUGACAUCUUUACAUCAAACAAUUUUUAAUGAAAGUUAUUAUUGUAAACAAAUAUUGUUUUCAGUUUGUUGAAAUAAUAAUAGCUUUGCUAUUAUAAACAUUGUACAUUGCCAGAAUGC
Myxocyprinus asiaticus (Chinese sucker) is the source of this 2290-nucleotide messenger RNA. RefSeq names its product sterile alpha motif domain-containing protein 10-like. The record is from RefSeq and is a predicted model, not a curated record. Lineage: Eukaryota; Metazoa; Chordata; Actinopteri; Cypriniformes; Catostomidae. The transcript has 5 exons. Bases 155 to 682 code for a protein of 175 amino acids. Gene Ontology annotation, cellular component: cytoplasmic side of plasma membrane. Gene Ontology annotation, molecular function: protein binding. Gene Ontology annotation, biological process: cell surface receptor protein tyrosine kinase signaling pathway.